GCGUCUGCGCAAACAGCUUAGAUCGCAGAGUUGGGUGCAGUCACUACCAGAGAAGGAAACGGAGUUUCCGGCUAUUUGCAUCGAAGAGAGUGUAUUGCUGACAGCGCGAAACCCCGAAAAAAGCCGCCGGCUUGGGGGCUUACGAUUGGGCAUAGUUGUAUCAUUUUUAUUCAUAUCGGGGAUAGGGCAGGUGAAUUACGAGCCAAGGGUUCGGACAGCAAGUCGUGAGGAAGAGCAGUGAAACGGCAUAAGGCGGGGGUGACCCACCAACUACCGGCAUGGCCAGGGACUACGAUUACCUCUUUAAGCUGCUCAUCAUCGGUGACAGUGGCGUAGGGAAGAGCAGUCUCCUUCUGCGGUUUGCAGACAAUACGUUUUCGGGAAGUUACAUCACCACGAUCGGGGUGGAUUUUAAGAUCCGGACGGUAGAGAUCAACGGAGAGAAGGUGAAGCUACAAAUCUGGGAUACGGCAGGACAGGAGCGUUUCCGCACCAUUACCUCCACGUAUUACAGAGGAACGCACGGCGUCAUCGUGGUGUACGACGUCACGAGUGCCGAGUCCUUCGUCAACGUGAAGCGAUGGCUCCACGAAAUCAACCAGAACUGCGACGACGUCUGUCGAAUAUUAGUGGGGAACAAGAACGAUGACCCCAACUCCAAGGUGGUGGAGACGACCGACGCGCAGAAGUUUGCCGAGCAGAUGGGCAUCAACCUGUUUGAGACGAGCGCAAAGGAAAACAUCAACGUGGAGGAGAUGUUCAACUGCAUCACGGAGCUGGUGUUGAGAGCUAAGAAGGAGGUGAUGGCUAAGCAGCAGCAGCAGCAACAGAACGACGUGGUCAAACUCACCAAGAACAGUAAACGAAAGAAGAAGUGCUGCUAACGAACUCCUGUCGCUCACAAAGACGGAACGCGUCUGCUCCAGAAAACACACACACACAGGAUGGACUCCCAAGCACCUAAAUUAAAAGAUGAGAUAACGAUUUAAUAGAUAUACCAUGCAAACAAAAAAGAAUUGAGGAAGACAAAAAAAAAAAGAGUCCCCUUUGGACAAACAAAUCAUGAAGACUUUAAGAAAAUGUACAGAUUUUAUUAGAAGUCAGAUCAAGUUUUAUUUGGAAUUCAGCAGAUGGGCGAUAUUUAAAAAAAAAAAAAAAGGUUCUCGUUUCAUGAAGGACCUGCAAGCUCGACACUGAUCGCCAUGUUGCUCAGAUUUCUAUAUGCAUAAACAAAUACUCGUACAUCAGUAUCUAUUUUCUCCUUCUCAUUCCACUUCUCACUGGACAUUACAAGUCAAGUAAAACUGCACCUGAAGAAGAGUCACUGUUGGAUAGCUUUCCUUUUCUUUUUUGUCAGUGGGGAAGGGUGGGGGGGAUGGAGUGGUAGGGUGGAGUCUGAGGGUGGGGUAAGUUGUGGGAGGCGUCAGAGGGAGAAGCUGGAUCCGGAGAUGGGGGGGGGGGGGGGGGGGGAGGAGAGUUCACCACAUUUUUGUGUUUUAUCUCCAUUUGAUUUUUGUGACUUUUCAAACCUGAAUUUGCCGUGGCUCAUGCCAACAGAUCAUGAACUUCUAGUUUAAAUUGUUUUUGUUUGUUUUACUGUUGACUUGAUGAGAAAAAAUCAUGUGGAUGAUUGAAAGGUGACCUUUAGCAACCAAUCCAAUGGACUGAACUGGUGAUGUCAUAUUUUUGUUUCUGUUUUCUAUAUUUUUGCCAAGCUUUUUCCCCCCCCCCUCUCUCCUGUCUUCUAACCUCUGUUUGUUAGUGUUAAUGAGCCAGCAACCUUUCUGUCUUUCCAUUGAUGGUCAGAGCAGUGAACCACUCCCUGAGCCUGGGACAGCAAGCCUGACCGUCUCUGUUCACUUGAGUCUUACCCUGCUUUGAGUUUUGCUUUUAGACUCUCCUUUCAACACUUAAAGAAAACAACCCAACCAAACAAACACAACGAUACUGCCAACACGAUAGAGUCAGACGCUGUGUGGCUCUCCCUGUUCCAUUGUUGCCAUAGUGACCCUUCUGGCGUGGCGGUACGGCGGGGUCAGGGUUAGAGGGCGGGGGUCUCCACAGCAACCCCUCCCCCCCUCUCUCUUUCUCUCUUCCGUUGCUCUCUCUCCCUCCUCUCCUAUGCACCCAUCAUCACCCCCCACAUAUCAGCACCUCUCAUAGCUGUGGACUCCCCUUCACCUUCGGUCGCUUUGCACGGCGCUUUUCUACGACGAUUGACUGUGUCAUCGGCGCCAGGCUCCUUUGACGUGUGCCUGAGGGGGAAACCUGGAGGGGGGAACCUGGAGGGGGGAACCUGGAGGGGGGAACCUGGAGGGGGGAACCUGGAGGGGGGAACCUGGAGGCAAACGCAGCCAGGGCAGUAAUCCUCGUCCAUAGCAAACUGGGGGUCACCUUGUGUGUCAUUUCAGCACGUAACACUUUGUUCCAUGGGGUAUUGUGAGCUAACGCCUGACCCCCCCCCCCCCCCCCCCCCCGUCAGCCUUUCGAAGACCUCUGAGGAGUCUGCUUGCAACUGUUGACAAAAUGUUUACGUCUGCUUGUCACGUUUCUAUCUAUGACUCGUCAAAGCCGUGUGGUAGGGGGGGGGUUUUGUCCAGUGUUCUGCUUGACGUGUGUGUGUGUGUGUGUGUGUGUGGCAGGGGUACUAGCUCCUUCCUGACGGCCUGGGAGGGAGGGGUUGUCUGGUGACGUGGCCAACAUUGGGAGGGCCUCCUCCCCAGGGCCUCCUCCCCAGGGCCUCCUCCCCAGGGCCUCCUCCCCAGGGCCCUCCCCCUCUCCUCCUGGACAGCCAGCCUCGGGUGAAGGGUUACGGCCCGCCACGGAACGUUGCCAUGUAGAAUACCGACCGCCGUCGCUAGGGAGAAUCAAGCAACUCUUCAAAACCGCAUUUGACGAGUUAACAAGGUUUUUUUUUUUACGUUUUUUUUUUUUUUACAUCUCGAGCGUCCUGAGCCUCUAACGAGAGGCUCGGUAUGGGGUGGACACGCCCCCGUAUGGGGUGGACACGCCCCCGAGGAGAGUUGAGAGGGUUCUGUGUGUUCCUCACCGCCACGUCAGGGUACACCAAGUACCGUGGCGCCCCAACCAGAGAGCAGAGACCCUGGACAAAUGGUCCCCAAUCUCAAACUAUGACUUCUACUCUUUAUGUGUAUGUAUAUAUAAAUAUAUUUGUGUGUUUAUAUUCAAUAUAUAGAACAUACACACAUCUUGGCACACAUCAUCGUGCAUGUAUUGACAUGCCCUGUGUUGCUAGGGUUGAAACACACUUAUCAGCUGGGGUUUGCUGCACACUGGAGAAAAGAGAUGUACUCUUCAUUUUCCCUACAUGAAUUUAAUCAAUAAUAAACGUUUUAAAAGAAGAAAUGUUUGACACAA
Hypomesus transpacificus is the source of this 3378-nucleotide messenger RNA. It is a transcript of the gene rab35b, whose product is annotated as RAB35, member RAS oncogene family b. Gene Ontology annotation, molecular function: GTP binding; GTPase activity. Gene Ontology annotation, cellular component: plasma membrane; endosome membrane. The transcript has 6 exons. The record is from RefSeq and is a predicted model, not a curated record. Bases 279 to 884 code for a protein of 201 amino acids. Gene Ontology annotation, biological process: endocytic recycling. Lineage: Eukaryota; Metazoa; Chordata; Actinopteri; Osmeriformes; Osmeridae.